AUGAUUAAACUAUGAUAGGCUUAUACUAUUUCUGAUAUCUUUUGGGCUACCAAAGUAAUGUGCGAAUGUAUUGUUCGAUCAUCGUAAUCGAGUCACAAAGGUUAAAGUAUAAGAGAGGAGAGUGCAGGCGGGGACAGCAGAGAGGUCUCUGCACUCACAACAAGCAAGUCGGAUAAACAGACGUUCACCUGGACCAUCAGGAUGAAGAGCCUACAAGUUCUACUGGUCGUAGCAGCGGCAUGCUUGGCUAUCUGUGCAGCUGAACUCAAGAGUCCCAGUACUACGGAGUCAUCGAUGUUGGAACACCACCCCAGAGUUUCAAAGUCGUCUUUGAUACAGGCUCUUCCAACCUGUGGGUUCCCUCCAAACAGUGCCACAGUGUGGCCUGCUUUUUGCACGAACGUUACGAUAGCAGCAAAUCAAGUACGUACGUGAAGAAUGGUACUUCCUUCAAAAUUCAAUACGCCAAGGGAGAGCUUAGUGGCUUCCUCAGCACUGAUACUGUCAACGUUGCUGGAGUGACUGUAACCAAGGGGACGUUUGGUGAGGCUGUGAGUGAACCUGGUACCUCCUUCGUUGUGGCCAAGUUUGACGGAAUUCUGGGUCUGGCUUACCAGGCUAUUGCUGUAGACAACGUGCAACCCUUCUUCCUUCAAGCUGUUCAGCAGAAAGCGGUCGAUGCGGCUAUUUUCUCCUUUUAUCUCGGCAGAGACCCCAAGGCCAAGGUGGGCGGUGAGCUCGUUCUGGGUGGCGUUGACCCCAAGCUGUACACUGGAUCUAUCACGUACGCACCGGUCUUCGAGCAGAAAUGGUUCUCCAUCCGUGUUGCCGGGAUCAGCGUAGGCGGCUCUGACAACUACUGUGGCAGCCAGGGCUGUAAGGGUGUGGUGGACUCGGGGACCUCACUCAUGACCGGCCCUACUGCACAAAUCUCAGAGAUCAACAAGAAGAUUGGCGCCACACCAGGACCAAGUGGUGUGGUGACUAUUUUCGGGCAGACCCAGUGCAUAUCUGGCUUCAUGGGCUUGGAUGUUCCCGCUCCUGCCGGACCCCUGUGGAUCAUGGGCGAUAUCUUCAUUGGCAGUUUUUACACUAUCUUCGACAUGGAGAAAAACAGAGUCGGAUUUGCUGAGGCUAGAAGGCCCAAUUAAAUGCGUUUUAAAGAGAGGCAAAAAUUUCAGAAUGCUGUUUUUGUAACUGUACAUCGUAUAUAUCAUCAGUCCACAGACAUAAGCAUGAAUAAAUAAUUUAUUUAGAUUAGCCGUAUUUGAUCCUUUCUGUAAACUUCUCGUGAACACUUUGUUACAAUAAAAUCACAGUUCAUUUCAAUAAUUUGGAGUGCUUGCAAUAGGUACUAUCUAACCUUCUUCUCUCUUUGCCUUCCCCUAUUAGUUCUCAGGGAUUGUUGAAAGUUGAUUAUUCAAUUUGCAGUGUAACUGAUUUGUUUAUCUUCAGGCAGCCACAUCCCAAUUUCGAAGGUACUAACUAGAGUAUUUUCAGUUUUGGUAGGAAUUGAUAAAUAAU
Aplysia californica (California sea hare) is the source of this 1524-nucleotide messenger RNA. RefSeq names its product cathepsin D. Gene Ontology annotation, molecular function: aspartic-type endopeptidase activity. Gene Ontology annotation, biological process: proteolysis. NCBI's taxonomy places the organism in Eukaryota, Metazoa, Mollusca, Gastropoda, Aplysiida, Aplysiidae. The record is from RefSeq and is a predicted model, not a curated record.